Molecule: messenger RNA, 2995 nt
Organism: Passer domesticus (house sparrow)
Lineage: Eukaryota; Metazoa; Chordata; Aves; Passeriformes; Passeridae
Product: TOG array regulator of axonemal microtubules protein 2-like
Exons: 6
Coding region: 74-1012 (312 amino acids)
Biological process (GO): microtubule cytoskeleton organization
Cellular component (GO): cytoplasmic microtubule; cilium
Molecular function (GO): microtubule binding
Source: RefSeq, a predicted model, not a curated record
GCUUGCAGGCUCACCCAGGGCUGAGAGGCUGGCACAGGUGGCAGGGACACUUGCUCAGGACAGUCACAAGGACAUGAGGCAUUAUGGACAGGAGAUGGUGAAGAUGUUGCUUAGUAAUCAAAAAUUUCAAAAGCUUUUGGAACAAUCUCUUUCCACGCAUGACCUGGAAGAUAUCCUGAAGAGAAUUAAGAAGAAAGAAUACUGCCCUGCUGUCAAGCCCUGUGGAGCUGGAAGAAGCUUGGGGAUGGAAAACCAGAAGGCUGAACGCCCACCUGUGCAGGAGCCGGUGAAGAAGAGGAAUGAAGGCUCCAAGGAGCCCCAGGCCACAUCACCUCCUAGCAAACGGGCAAAGUCUGCCACUGGUGGACACCGCCUACACCGUGCAAGAGCCCAGGUCACAUUACCUGCAUCUGUGGAAGAAAGGGAGCUGCUCCAGAAGCUUUACCAUCUCCUGGAAGCCAAGGCGUUCCAGACACGGAUGGAAGGAGUGGCACUCCUCCUAGACCUGUCCAAAACCAGACCCCAGCUGAUCUCCACUAACAUUGUCCAAAUUUUUGAUUAUUUUGGCCUGAGAAUCUGUGACACACAUAAGAAAGUGAAGCAGAAGGCGCUGGAGGCGCUGGCAGAAAUCAUAGGACUCCUGCAGGAUGCCAUGAACCCAUUGAUGAUCCUUUUGGUUGAAGGCAUAACAAAGAACCUAAACUCAAAGGAUCCCGGGGUUCAUGCUGCAGCUAUGACGGCUCUGGACCAAUCUGUUGUGCAUUUAGGUAAGGCUGAGCCCUGGCAUGGACUCUCCUCACCUGUGUCUCUGUCUCUCCGACACAAGAGAACGCUGAGUGCCUUGGUAGCUGUUGCUGUCUGUGGAAUGCUCCAGCUGACACCCACCAGAAGCUGUGCAGGUGCAGUCCUUAUGCACCAUCCCCAACUGGCUGGAAUGUGCAGCAGCAUUUCCCAACAGUCCCAGGAGCCCUUGGCUCUGUGCUGCUGGUCUGAAGAGCAAGUCCUGGACUAGAGCUUUGCUGCAAUUCAGAGGCAAAGGGGUUUUGGAGUUUGCUUGGGCCCCGUCUGACUUGCCAAAUGAACAGCUUUGCUGUAGGCAUGAAGGGACACCGGCCCAUCAGAGCUUCUGCACAGCAGCCACCUGGAAGGCUCUACAUUAUAGGCAGUAGCUGCCUGUUUUCCACCUUUCUUCUUUGUCUUCUUUUUUCAAAGGGGACCAUAGGAUUCAUCAAGUUCAUUUCUUUAUAACACAUGGGUCAAAAUCCAUCUGUCAAUGAUGCCUUGUUCCACACGUUGUUUUGCAUGGGACAAGAAGGAAAUGGCAAAUACCUACAGAGGCAAGGGCAGCUGUAAAUUUUUCUGCCACACAGAUUGAUGUCAGGUCUGAAAAUGCCACACUGGGGGAAUAUGGCUGAACAAUGGAGUGUUGAAGAGGCAGGUCUUCAAGGGGAGUUUCCACUUUCUCCACCUCAGCUGCUCUGUGAAGUCAGGGAUUACCUGACUCAGUGCCUCUCUGUGUCCCAAGUAUGGGCUUCUUCCUUUUGGCUCUGCGAUGCAGAACCUUUUCACUGCUUCCAUGUGACUGAACUCUUGAGGACCCUGAUGUGAAAUAUUUUAACAUAGCUCCUGGUGGAGCAGACAACUUUGGAUUUACAAAUGUGAAAGGAGAGCUUUUCUUUUGGCGUUUUAAACACCAACAAGUAGGCUGGAAGGAAAGAAGAAAAGGAUUAAAAAAUCAGCAGAAAUGGACUUUAUUGUAUAAAAUGGGGUUGCCCCUGCUUUUUCCCUUGCCACUGUCCUCUCUCCUAUGCCCUCAGAAGAGUGAACAGAAACGUGUGUUUCACUUGUAGAUGAAGUAUCACUGAUGAAAGAGCUCUGCCACCAAUGGAGACAACUGAGUGGCCAAGCUCUGCUGGAUGUCACGGAACGUAUCACAGGUACGGCCUCCCCUUCUAAGCCAAGAGGUCUCCGAGGGAGUAUUUACAGGGAAUGCCAGUGAACAGACAGUAGAGUAGUUCCUCCACAUCAGGAGGUGCUGAGCUCUCACUGGGGCCCUUCUCAAGUCCCAUAGUGGCCAGUGUCUUUAAUUGCAUUUAAACUCAAAUGAAGUCCAGUUUUUGAAUGGGUACCAUAACCCUUUUCCUGCUUAGCCAAAUUGGUUUUGGGUACUUUCAGGAGCUCUUUCAAUGUUGAUGACUGCUGGUGGAUUAACAGCAUAGAGGAAAUGAAGUUUCUUCCACCACAGAAUAGUAAAUGGCUACUACAUAACAGUUUGCCUGAUCAGGAAACAAGACUGGUCUCCUGAGCAUUUCAGGUUUUGAUCUUUCAGCCAAAUCUGCCAUGCAAGGAGCCUGUUGGUAGUCACUUUUUGUCUGUGUUUGAUAUAGUUCAGUUCAGAAAAUGAGCAGAGAGCAGAUUCCAGAGGCAAUCUGAGAAAACCCUUGUGUUUUGGCUAAAUUUCAGUCCCCUAUGUAGCCUUUUUCUCUCUCUAUGCCCCUAUUUCAGUGCACAUUUUAAGAAGAAAUGCUAUUAACAUUGGGAGGGGAAAUGUCAUUAAAAUGUGGAGAUGCUCAAGUGACAGGGCAAAUGCCAGGGCAAUGGGUCUGGGUAAUUCUCCAAGACACCCUGAGGUUUGAAACAGCUCUUUGUUGGAAGCCACAAAAGCAUUCUGCCAAAGACACCAGCUAGUCUCUGGUGGUUCUCAUCCAGCUGUCAAGUAGCAGCCAUCUCUGGUGGGCUGGAGUUUUGGAGUGUGUUCUAAUACUGCCCUUUGCUGUGGGCCAUGGAGCAAAGGGGAGAGCCAGAUUAGACUUUUGGCCCUUGACAUCAAAGUUACAAAAAUGGAAUAAUUGCUUUUAUUAGGAAUCUCUCAAUUGUCUCUCUAGGGUGCAUUUCCAAAUCUUCUACGUGGGUUUAGACAACUUGUAAAUGGAAAUAGUAGGCAAUUUGACGUUUCAUUCAUUGUUCAUGCAGAAAGAAAUUGUGCAAUAAUUGA